Hirsutella rhossiliensis is the source of this 1536-nucleotide messenger RNA. RefSeq names its product KH domain-containing protein. Gene Ontology annotation, biological process: regulation of gene expression. Gene Ontology annotation, molecular function: mRNA binding. The coding region runs from base 1 to 1536 and encodes 511 amino acids. Gene Ontology annotation, cellular component: nucleus; cytoplasm. The record is from RefSeq and is a predicted model, not a curated record. NCBI's taxonomy places the organism in Eukaryota, Fungi, Ascomycota, Sordariomycetes, Hypocreales, Ophiocordycipitaceae. The transcript is spliced from 6 exons.
AUGGCGGAACCACAAGCUGACAUUCAGAGCAUCUUGGCCGCGCUCGCAUCACAGCGCCCUCCAGCUUCGACGCCGAAUCCAACGCCUCCUGGCGCUCCUGGCCAUGGCUAUCCGGCUCCGGCCCCGUCUGCGCCACCAGGCCAUCCUCUGCCUGCACCGGCCUUGAGCGGAAAUGUCGACUUGAGUGCCAUCCGGCCCAUCAACUCGGGAACAAUGAAUUUUGACGACGUUGUUUCCAAGGCAAGAGCCUUUGCGGCGGAAAAAGGAGCAACCUCUUACGACCGGCCGCUCGUGUACGGCUCCGACCCGAGGAACCCUGAUCGACCGUAUCGGCGCUCGAGGUCUCGCUCCCCCGCUCGGGGCGACUACCAAAGAGGCGACCGCCGAGGCGGUCACGGUCGUGGCCGGGAAAGAUCUCCCCUGCGAGGGGCCGACGACAACUCCGAAACCAUUCAGAUCGAGUCGAGCCUCGUGGGACUGAUUAUCGGCCGACAAGGCGAGAAUCUCCGCCGCAUCGAGGCAGACUCGAACUGCCGCGUUCAGUUUCUGGCCGCCACCGAUGGGGGCCCCUUCCGACAAUGCAGAAUCUCUGGUCCCGGGCAACGCCGUGCAGAGGUCAAGACGGCCAUCAACCGCAUCAUCGAAGACAGUGGAAUGGGCGCUCUCAACCGCAUCCCGGAUACCACGAGAGACGCGAGCCGGGGUGGCUCCGCAUCGCUGCGAGAAGGCGAGGACCACAUGCAAAUCAUGGUGCCCGACCGCACCGUGGGGCUGAUCAUCGGUCGUGGAGGCGAAACCAUUCGUGACUUGCAGGAGAGAUCUGGCUGUCACAUCAACAUUGUCGGGGAGUCCAAGAGCGUCAAUGGUUUGCGUCCCGUGAACUUGAUCGGAACCGUCGAGUCUUCCACUCGAGCCAAGGAUCUUAUCCUGGAAAUCGUCGACAGCGACACGCGAGGCGACGGCCCUGCCGCCAAGAAGCCUCCCGUCGGCGGUCGCAGCGAGGCACCGAUGAGGGACCUCGGGGGAGGAGGUGGCCAGGACAAGGUCAACGAUGCCAUCUACGUUCCCUCGGACGCAGUAGGUAUGAUCAUCGGAAAGGGAGGAGAAACGAUCCGCGAGAUGCAGAACAGCACCGGGUGCAAGAUCAAUGUGGCUCAGUCGUCCGGCCCCGGCGAGGUCCAAAGGGAGAUUGCCUUGAUUGGAACGCGCGACAGUAUCGCUCGCGCCAAGCAGGCCAUUGACGAGAAGGUCGAUGCCGUGCGACAGAAGAGCGGCGGCGGAGGCGGCGGCGGAGGCGGAGGCGGGGGCGGGGGCGGCCGGGGCCGAGGACACCAAGACCUUGACCGAGGGUCCUCCUAUUCGCAGCCAGGGCCGAGCCCGUCUACUAACCCGGCGCCCCAAGCACAAGCAGGCGACGCUGCCGACCCCUAUGCCCAAUACGGCGGGUAUCAAAACUACAUCACGCUCUGGUACCAGUCGUUGAUGUACCAGCAGCAGCAGCAAGGCGGACAAGGAGCGCCAGCGCCCGGGGCCUAG